Grus americana (Whooping crane) is the source of this 2975-nucleotide messenger RNA. It is a transcript of the gene FITM2, whose product is annotated as fat storage inducing transmembrane protein 2. Gene Ontology annotation, cellular component: endoplasmic reticulum membrane. The transcript has 2 exons. NCBI's taxonomy places the organism in Eukaryota, Metazoa, Chordata, Aves, Gruiformes, Gruidae. The record is from RefSeq and is a predicted model, not a curated record. The coding region runs from base 48 to 863 and encodes 271 amino acids. Gene Ontology annotation, biological process: lipid droplet organization; lipid storage; phospholipid biosynthetic process.
CGCGUGACGCAGUACGGCGGCCGAGCGGGUGCGGGCGGCGGGCCGCGAUGGAGCGGCUGGAGCGGUGCGGCCGCUGGCUGCGGGCUGGGCUGGCCGCCGGGCGAGUGCGCUGCCGGCUGCCCUGGCUGCUGCUCGGCAUCGUCCUCCUCGGGUCCGCCCUCAAGGACGGCGACAUGGUGCCCGAGACGCCCAUGCGGAACAAGCGUAACCCGCUCAACGUAUAUUUUGUCAAGGUGGCUUGGGCAUGGACGUUCUGGCUUCUGCUGCCCUUCAUCGCAGUCACCACCUAUCAGUUUGCCAAGAGCAAGUUCCUCUAUGGUCCCACAAAGAGCAUUUUGAUGGUACUGCGGCGUCUCAGUGCACUGCUAGUGGGUACUGCCAUCUGGUACGUCUGCACCGGACUCUUCAUGUAUAUCGAGAAUCUCACCGGCAUGUGCUCAACCUCGGGUAAACUCAGCGAGCCUCGCCGGCUGUAUGCCACCAAGCAGGAGUGCCACCAGGACAACGGGAUCUGGAAUGGUUUUGAUAUCUCAGGGCACUGUUUUCUGCUCUCGUACUGUGCUCUGAUGAUUGUGGAGGAAGUGGCUGUGCUGGAAAGCUUGUCCAUAGACCAGAACUCUAAGCUGCGUGUUGUGAUCAACGGCCUAUUUGUAUCCUUGUGUUUUCUCACCAUGAUCUGGGUAUUCAUGUUUCUCUGCACUGCUGUGUAUUUCCAUGACUUCAGUCAAAAGCUUCUUGGUGUGCUGAUAGGUCUGUCAGCUUGGUACGGAACAUACAGAUUUUGGUACUUGAAACCCUUUUCUCCUGGACUGCCUCUUCCAAAUAUACCUUUGAGUUCAAAGAAAUAUAGUUAUAGCAGAUAAAAUAAGUUUUAAAAUGUUUGGAUGUUGCUUUUGGUACUGAAAGGUUUCAGUAGUUGAAUGUAGGAAUAGUAAUGGUAUUUCCACUGUAAGGAACAAGGUGAUGGACAGGAGGAAACCAAAUCUGUACUAGCUGAUGGCUGGCAGGUGGUAAUGAGCUUCUUCCUUGGGAGAGAAAAAAAUUGGUGUUGGAAGAGGUCUCCUUUUGUUUAGGAGCUGCUGACUGGCAUUCCCAGCAAAGAAAUCGGAAGUUGGAUCUGUUUCUCUUAUUAAUAAAUGGAGGAGCAGCUCCAAGGCUGACAGAGGCCUUUUGCUCUUUAAGAGCUUGACUGAUCUCAAAUUAAUUCUCCCUCUUUUUGAUUUAUGUAUGUCAAAAUAUCAUGGAUGAUCCAAACCUCAUAUUUCUUUUUUUUUAAUACUCCUAUUUUUAUUGCCUUACGGGAAAACUCUAAUAAUGACAGGGCCGCUAAGUUGCAAAAAUAUCAAUACUCGUUAAAGCAGUAUAUAGCUCUGUUGUGAAACUGGAACAUCUCGUGUUAUCAAGUGUUAAAUGCACUAACUUGCCAGAAAUGCUUCUUAGCUGUCUGCAACAAAAAGAGUAAAUCUGAGAUGUAAUGUCUUAAGCAGACUGUGACUUUAAAUUCACGCCUGCCUUUGAAAAGGAAACUCUUGAAAAACAAGCCUUAACUUCAUCCUUAGGUGAAGUAUCUGUAAUAAUCUUUUGUCAUUUUAUUCUUGACAUGAAAAACAAAUUCCUUCCAAUUUUGCUAAAAAGUCUAAUAUGAGAAUAGGGGUUUUAAUUUUUUUAAAAUCUUGCAAGUUGUACUCUUUGCGACAAGUAGUACUACGUUCCUUCUAGAAGAACAAUGAAACUUGUUAUGAACGAGUUAGCUUAACCUGCUAUUUCCCUAAUAGUAUGCUUGGUAAUGAACGAAACACAGUGUUUAUCCUAAGAGCUGCAAAGCAAUGUGCUUGAAGCAAUAUUUAUUCUUGCUUAUCCAGCAAUAUCAAUAACCAACAUAAUUUUGUUUGCACAUAAAGCUGUGGCCGCUUUUGAUGUGGCUGGAAACCCACUACUGAAUGAAACACUACUAUUAUAUAAUGAAUAGGUAUGAGGUGGGAUGUGUUUACUCAUCAUAUCAAUCAGUCAUUUAGCAUAGUUUUUAUCUUGAAAAGCUUUUUAUUAUUUCAUAAAGGCUUAUUCAUGAUGCAGUUGCACAAAAUCUGUUUGACAGUUGUAGUGAUGAGCAAGACAGCCAAAAAGGGCCGUGGGCGAGGCUGUAGAUAGUGUCCGCUGGUCUGAGAGUGGGCUUGAUCUGUCUGUAGCGUUUGACUCCAAGGUGAUUAUUUUGCUGAAUAUAGGGUAUGAUGCACCGUAAUCUAAUCUCAGCGCGUUUCUUUUUGUCAUCUCAACAGCUCUCUUCCAGCAAGAGAGUGGUAGCAUUUGCAGUAAAUACAGCAGUGUUAAUUCCACACUUGUGGUCUGCCUCGGAGGUGAGCUGAAUUCAUCUCAAUUUUCACUGAAUUCGGUGGCAAGUAGGAGCUGUGUCUUUAGAAAGUCCAAAUCGCCUCGCAGAAAUAAGCCGUUUCAGGAGGUUGUGUAUUUUCCGUCAAGCUCCUCCUUUUGUUUUUGCAGUAAAUUGCCUUUUAAGCUGAGUUUUUGGAAAAUUUGCACUGAUUAACUCAUAUUGGGUUUAACUAAAUUUGUUUAAAUGAUGCAAAUUCAUUUGCAGACAUUCUUUUUAGGUAAUGUAAGCCUGCUCCCAAUAGAGUUUAGCUAGACUGCAAGCCACUUUGACCAUGAAAAAGGACUAUAUAUCCAGGAGGUUUUCUGAUUAAUGUCAUUAGAUUUAAAUUUCUAUUUUAGGUUAUCUUUAUGUAACUUUGCUAUACAGACAAAGCCUUGGAACAGAAAAUGCUAUUUAUUUAAACUGACUUGCUGAAAUGAUCUUCAGUUUCACAAAUGUUUUGUGCAAUCACGAUAUGGAUAUUUCUGUCCACUUCUAACCAGUGCCAUAUAACGUUUUUAUUAUGGAAAUAAUGUGGGAUAUGGUUAUUUGCAAAACUUUUAUUUAAACAAUGAAAGAAAACUUUUAUUUAAACACUUGAAAACUU